GUGUUUUUGUUGUUGUAUUUUGAAGCCGCUUGCACGUUGCACGUGUUUAUUAAGAAUUUUGAAUUUACUUAUUAAUAUAUAACGAGUUGAGCAAAUCGUAAACAGUGAUACUUAAGGCGGCCACACAAUGCAGCACGACGAUGUUGUUUGGAGCAUCAUCAACAAAUCCUUUUGCUCACACAAAGUCAAAACCGAUACACGCACCUUUUGCCGCCAUGAGUACAACCUGACGGGUCUCUGCACCCGCCGCACUUGCCCCCUGGCCAAUUCACAGUACGCCACGGUGCGGGAGGAGAAGGGUAUCAUAUAUUUGUUCAUUAAGACGGCGGAACGUUCGCAUAUGCCCAGCAAAUUGUGGGAGCGUAUUAAAUUGUCGCGCAACUUUGAGAAGGCCAUUGAACAGAUUAAUGAGAAUCUGGUGUUUUGGCCAAAAUACAUGAUAGCCAAGAACAAGCAGCGUUUCCUCAAGAUUACACAGUAUCUGAUGCGCAUGCGUAAGCUGAAGCUGCGACGCCAGAAGCUCAUUGUGCCGCUGUCCACGAAGAUCGAGCGACGGGAGACGCGUCGCGAACAGAAGGCGCUGAUUGCCGCCAAAAUUGAUAAUCAUAUUGAGAAAGAGCUUUUAACCCGUCUCAAGAUGGGCACUUAUAAGGAUAUAUACAACUUUUCGCAGACGGCCUUUAACAAGGCGCUCGAGGCAGAGCAUGUGGACGAAGAGGACGAACAGGAGGAGGAUGAGGAUGAACUGGAGCGUGAAAUGGAAAUGGAAGAUGCGCCCGAAAAUGCACGCGAAGCGGCCGAACUACGUCGUGCUCUUAACGACACCGAGGAGUUUGUUGAGGCAGACACCGAUGAUGAAGAAGAUAAAGAGGAUGAUGAGGAGGAUGAUGAUGAUGAUGCUGCUGACAGCGAUUCGGGUCAACGUGAAGAGAUUGAAGUGGACAGCGACUUUGCGCAGUCCGAUGAUGAUGACGAUAAUGAUGAGGAUGCUGAUGACAUUGAGGAUACAAAGCUUCCAACGAAAGCAUCGAAGAAGUCCAGCGUCGACAGCAAGAAGAAGAAGACAACAACAACAACAACAGGAGCUUCACGUCGACGCACCAAACCAAAACUGCAAUUGGAAUAUGAAAUGGAAUAUGAAAAUGAGGCUGCUCCAGCACGGAAAAUGCGUUAUUAGCGAGGUAGAAAGAGACAGAGCGAAAGCGACAGAAAGAGAGCACGCUAAUAAUUACAUAUAUUUUACAUAUUACUGUAUAGAACUAAUUAAAUAUACAUAUAAUACUGGAAAGUAAUAAGAACUUACAAAAUCAAUCUAAAAAUUUACUUUGAAUCAUGGCUGCCAGAAUAAAACGUUAAACAAAAGUCA
This is a messenger RNA of Drosophila innubila, 1366 nucleotides long. RefSeq names its product protein MAK16 homolog (gene Rbm13). Gene Ontology annotation, cellular component: nucleolus; preribosome, large subunit precursor. NCBI's taxonomy places the organism in Eukaryota, Metazoa, Arthropoda, Insecta, Diptera, Drosophilidae. The record is from RefSeq and is a predicted model, not a curated record. Gene Ontology annotation, biological process: maturation of 5.8S rRNA; maturation of LSU-rRNA. The transcript has 4 exons. Bases 128 to 1177 code for a protein of 349 amino acids.